Messenger RNA from Leptidea sinapis, 2083 nucleotides. RefSeq names its product sperm-associated antigen 6-like. Bases 136 to 1782 code for a protein of 548 amino acids. The transcript is spliced from 14 exons. Gene Ontology annotation, cellular component: microtubule cytoskeleton. The record is from RefSeq and is a predicted model, not a curated record. Gene Ontology annotation, molecular function: microtubule binding. Gene Ontology annotation, biological process: cilium movement. NCBI's taxonomy places the organism in Eukaryota, Metazoa, Arthropoda, Insecta, Lepidoptera, Pieridae.
UGAGCGCCGUCGCCCGUCUCUUUCCGAGUCUCGAGAGUCGAGCGUCACUCGUGAGUUGUGUCGUGGCCACUGAAUAGUGAAUUUUAACAAUGAAUGUGAAUGUGUGCGUUGAAGUAACGUAAGGUAAAAGUGGUGAUGACGACACAUGACCUUCAUGCAUGCACUGCUGCGUUCGCGGUCCCACAAGCACUACAGCAAUACUAUAUUAAAAUAGUAUUUGAAACGUAUCAGAAGGCGAGAUUGGUUUUUGUACAAACUAUGGCAGAGCUGGCGACAAGAUCGACAAAUGUGAAGUGCCUUGAGAGUGCUGGAGUUUUAGAGCUAUUACGACCGCUACUGUCAGACGCUUGCAGCACAGUGCGGCAGUGUGCGGUGGUAGCAGCCGCGCGUCUGGCCGAACACGACGAGGCUGUAGCCAAGCAGUUGCUCAGUGGAGGCAUGGUCACUACGACGUUGGAGAAUCUAAAUAAGUACAAUGUGUACUACAAACGAUCCGCCCUGUAUCUUUUGCGAGCAGUUGCCAAGCACAACGAAGAAUUGGCUUCCGCUAUCGUUCGCUUGGGUGCUUUAGAACAUAUUGUAUCGUGCUUGGAAGAUUUUGAUACGCAGGUAAAAGAGAAUGCUGCAUGGGCGUUGGGAUAUAUCGGAAAGCACAGUGAGCAUUUAGCUGGAUUGGUUGUGGACGCAGGGACGCUUCCUUUGCUCGUGUUAGCAUUUCAAGAGCCAGAAAUGAGCUUGAAGCAGAUUGCUGCCGGGGCACUUGUAGACCUGGCGCAACAUAAGCCUGAGGCCGUGGUAGACGCUGGUGCCAUUCCCCAUCUAGUGCGAGGCCUAGAAAAUCAAGAUCCCAAGUUGAAGCGAAGCACACUGUGCGCCUUGGGCGCAGUGGCCAGUGCUCAGCCCGAGCUGGCUGAAGCGACGGUCGCGGGCGGGGCUCUGCCCCCAGCCCUGCUGCACACGGGCCACGACUCGGCGCCCGUCCGACGAGCAGCCGCCUGUUUGAUACGGGACAUUGUCAAACAUUCAGUGGAUCUAGCUCAACUAGUCGUAAACACCGGCGGGUGCGGCCCGUUGGUAGAUCUGCUCUGCGAGGAGACGUCUGCGGAUGGCACUCGUGUUCCUGCUUGCUUGGCCCUUGGCUACAUAGCAGGUCAAAAUGAUCAACUUGCCAUGGCCGUUAUUGAGGCAAAAGCAGUGGUCAUGUUAUCAGAAAUACUCUACAUGACCAAUGCAGAAGAAGCAGAUAUUUGUGCUGCAGCGUGGACCCUAGGCCAUAUUUCAAAGCACUCACCGCAGCACAGUCUGGCAGUAGCUGUUGCAAAUGUUUUUCCGAGAUUGCUGCAGUUAUAUACAAGUCCAAAAUCAUCAGGAGAGGUGAAAGCUCGAACAUCAUGUGCUUUAAAACAAGGUCUGCAGUGUUGCUUACAUAGACCAGCUUUAGAACCCUUACUCCAUGCAGCACCAGCCUGUAUCUUGAAGUAUGUAUUGGCACAGUAUGCAAAGAUUCUACCAAAUGAUGCAAGAGCCAGAAGACUAUUUGUUACUACAGGCGCACUAAAAAGAGUACAAGAAAUCGAUACAGUUCCGGGCACGUCAUUAAAAGAAUACAUAUAUAUUAUUAAUAGUUGUUUCCCAGAAGAAAUAGUAAGAUAUUAUUCUCCUGGAUACUCCGAUUCACUGUUAGACAGGGUUGAGGCUUACACCCCUCAAAUACCUGAAUUAUUUACAGAUAGAGUCCCUAGCGACUGUCAAAGUGAAGUAACUAUAGAAAAUGCCAAUUGAAGAUUUUUCUUCUAAUUAUUUUGAUAAAAAUAAAAUUAAUUUACUACUACUAUUUUUAUUAAUGUUUUGUAGGGUAGGGUACGUUUAUGAAGGUGAGAGUACGGAUCUGUGUAAAGAAAUUGAAAUAUUGCAGCGUUGCCUCUUUCGGCGUACCUGGAUACUGCGUUCAAAAUAUACAUACCUACCUACAAGGAAUAUAUUUAUGAGGAAAAACGCAAGGGCUGUCGAAAUCAUUUUUUUUUAAUAAAAUAAUAAUAUAAAUAUUAUUAAAACUGUGUUAUAAAUAACUAGGUGCCAACUA